Molecule: messenger RNA, 1754 nt
Organism: Passer montanus (Eurasian tree sparrow)
Lineage: Eukaryota; Metazoa; Chordata; Aves; Passeriformes; Passeridae
Gene: SDE2
Product: SDE2 telomere maintenance homolog
Exons: 9
Coding region: 1-1683 (560 amino acids)
Cellular component (GO): nucleus
Source: RefSeq, a predicted model, not a curated record
AUGGCGCACAAUGGAGGGAAGGCGCGGCCCCGCCCCCGGCCCCGCCCCCGGCCCGUGUGUACAAACACAAAAGGCACGCCGCGCGCGCCCGGGGAUUCCCUGCGCCCGCCGCCGCUCGCCGGGCUCGGCAUGGGCCCCUUCCCGUCCGGGGGUCACCCCGCGGCCGGCAGGGCCAGGAGAGAGGAGCUGCGGCCCUCCCUGGAGCCGGGCGUGACCGAGCCCCGAGGUCACCGGCGGGGCCCGGACCCCCCCGCGCCGCGGCUGCCGCGGGUGGCACCGGACGUGCCCCCGCCGCCAUUGGCGGGAGCGCCCUGGAAUUCCAUGACGCCAGGCGGGGCGGGGCGCGCGGCCGUCCCGGCCCCGGCGCUGCCCCCUCCCACGGCCAGCCCGUGCUUUCCUCCGGGAGCUCGGCUCUCGGGUGUCCUGGAGGGCCGCAGCGCUGCUCCCGCCCUGCCUGCUUUCAAAGGCGUGAGGAGCACCGCAGGCGGGACUGCAGGGGGCGGGGGCGGAGGCGGCUCCGUGCUCUGCCUCCGCCGCGACCGCGCCCGGGAGCUGAACAUCCCAGAAGAAAGCUUGUAUGUGAAGUGUAAUGGGCGCCUGGUCAGCGAUGAAGAUGAGUUGCAGAGUGGAGUUGUUUAUAGCCUGGAGCCGAGACUCUGUGCUGGAAAAGGAGGGUUUGGGUCGAUGCUGCGGGCCCUGGGUGCUCAGAUUGAGAAGACAACAAACAGAGAGGCUUGUCGAGAUCUCAGCGGCAGGAGACUGCGGGACGUCAACCACGAGAAAGCGAUGGCGGAGUGGGUGAAGAAGCAGGCGGAGCGGGAGGCGGAGAAGGAGCAGCGGCGGCUGGAGAGGCUGCAGCGCAAGCUGGCGGAGCCGCGGCACACCUUCACCGACCCCGAGUACGAGCGGCAGUACCGCGAGAUGGCCGAGCGCCAGGAGGAGUCCCUGCGCAUCGGCUUGCAGGUUAUUGCCAGCAAAGCAGUGUCAUCAGAAAGUGGCAAGAGUCGGAAGCGUCCGGGUGAUCCUGGAAAAAGUGAAACAAAAUCUGAAAAAAGAAAAUGUCCUUGGCCAGGAUUGGAUGAGGCCACAGGCUCAGGCUGUGAGGAUGACAAUAAGGAUGACUCCCCUUGUACAUCUGACAGAAGUUGUCCAUCAGGCAGCAGUGCUAAUGGAAGUGUUGGAAAUUCAGAUGAGUGUUCAAGCAGCUCUGUGGCUUCAGCAGAGGACAGUCCAUCUACCAGUGCAAGUGAGAAACCACUGGAGCAGUCAGAAGCUCCUGGAAGAGAUCUGCAAGGAGAGGUGUGCACAGCUGGACAGGCUGAAAUUCUGUCUGAAGAAAACAGCAAAAUGACAGAGGCCCCAAAGGAAGACAUCCAAGGAAAGAAUGGAGUGACUCAAGCUCAGAAAGAAGAGCAAGAAAAUGUUCCUGCUAAGGCACAGGAAACAAACCAGGCACAGAGCACAGAGGUAGAACCAAUAGACCUGAUGGCCUUCAACUCUGCUGCUGAGCUGGAAGCCCUGGGUUUAGAGAAGCUGAAGAUGGGAUUGAUGUCUUUGGGACUGAAAUGUGGAGGCACUUUGAAGGAAAGAGCAGCAAGGCUUUUUUCAGUGAGAGGUCUGUCUAGAGACCAGAUCAAGCCAUCCCUAUUUGCAAAGCCCCCUAAAGGGAAAACCUCUAGUUAGAUUUGGGAAUAUUUACCUUUUUUGCAUGUGUAUUUGAUGUCAUUAAAUAAAAGCUCUUGGUAUCCUUUCAA